This is a messenger RNA of Phytophthora sojae, 1167 nucleotides long. RefSeq lists its product as hypothetical. The transcript is spliced from 2 exons. The coding region runs from base 1 to 1167 and encodes 388 amino acids. The record is from RefSeq and is a predicted model, not a curated record. Gene Ontology annotation, molecular function: protein binding. Lineage: Eukaryota; Oomycota; Peronosporomycetes; Peronosporales; Peronosporaceae.
AUGGUCGCUGCAGAGAGCAAGCGUGGCGAGGCUGCAGUGCGCAAACUCAUCGCUGCAGGUGCUCAGGUCAACGCAGAGGACGACACGAAACUGCAAAACACGGCGCUGCAUUAUGCGGCAAUGUCUAACCGCGACUCGCUGGUCAUUGACGCUCUACUGGAAGCUGGGGCAGAUGCAUUCGCACUCAACCGCAAGGGGCUCUCACCGCUGGAUCUUGCGCGCCAGUACCGUCGGGUCGAGGUCGCUGGAGCUCUCAUGGAGCACAUGAAAGUCCAUAGUGGCUGGCUGUUCUUGCGUAGCAAGCUCCGCUGGAAGAAGCGCUGGGGAGUGGUGGUGGCCUGUAACAAGCAACGCACGUCCAAAGAGCUGUGCAUCUUCCACAAGCCAGGAGAGCUGCGACCCGAUGCUGUGCUGCUCGUCGAUGAGGCUGCGCGUGCGUCGCCCUUCCCAUCCAGCGACAGCUUUUGCUGGCUCAAACGUGACAACGCCUUCAUCUUCGACAAACCAGUCUUGUGCCAGCGUGCGAAGCGACAGAAGCUUACGCGUUCUCCCAUCUGCAGGAAGACCAUGAGCCAAGAAGACGUACAAACGCGGGACCUUGUCUUCGCAGCCGACAGUCUCCAUAACCUCGAGCGCUGGAAGGAGGUUCUGCAGAGCUCCAACUUUUAUUCCCGCGACAGAGGAGUUCCUCUCGUCGACAUGCCGCCUUUCGACGCACCGCACGGCGAGCUCUACUACUGGCCGCACGAACUCGUCCAGAACGUACGAUCAUCAGUGUUGCGGCAGCAAGAGCAGCAGCAGGAUGAGGGCAGCCCAUUGUUUCGACGUCUUGGCCGCGCACUUGAGCACCAAGAGCCCGAUCCGGCACACCACCACGAGGAGGACGAAGAGCCGCUUGAAGACAUGUUGAGAGACCUCCAGGGAUCGAACACCGCAGACGGAAGAACGCCUGCGCGAGUGCACUUUGCAUCUUCGGAGCCACAGAAGACCGUCGAGAUCGAUGAAGAUCUGUGCGGAUUGUGCUGCUCGCAGCGACGGAAUGCAGUCUGCGCGCCGUGUGGACACCGAGCUGGGUGUCACGCAUGUCUGCGGACGGUGAUGCAUACGUCACACGCCUGCCCAUUCUGCCGUGCUCGAGUCCGCUCCGUCAUGCGCGUGUACGACUAG